This is a messenger RNA of Macrosiphum euphorbiae (potato aphid), 2172 nucleotides long. The record is from the annotation of a GenBank genome assembly. Lineage: Eukaryota; Metazoa; Arthropoda; Insecta; Hemiptera; Aphididae.
AUGGCAAAACGAAGUCAACCAACAUGGUCUUGUGGCAAGAUGUCUGAUACACCUCACUUAAAGUUAUUCAACAGCUUGACGAGAAAGAAAGAAAUAUUCAUACCAAAAAAUGGGAAUAAAGUGCAUUGGUAUAGCUGUGGGCCUACAGUGUAUGACGCUUCACACAUGGGACAUGCACGGAGUUACAUUACGUUUGAUAUACUACGUAGAGUAUUGAAGGAUUACUUUCAUUAUGACGUUGAAUAUGUCAUGAAUAUCACAGAUAUCGAUGACAAAAUAAUCAAACGAGCACGACAAUUACAUUUGUUUGAAGAGUAUGUAAAGACAGCUACCGAUAAACAAAUUGUGCAAAAAGAUAUUAUUCUGGCUCUAGGUGACCUAAAAAAAGACGUUGAACAGAUGGACCCUGACAAAAAAGUUAUGACAUUAAAAGCUAUAGAGAAAUUGACCUCUAUUUCUCAACUAAUUGAGGGAUUAUCGUUGGAUGAUACAAAAUUGGCCUUAAAUGAAAUCAAAGAUCCAUUAGGUGCAUAUUUAGACACAUUAAAUAGUGAAGAUGUUCCUGAUAACAGUAUAUUUGAAUCUCUACCAAGAUUCUGGGAAUCAAAUUUCCACUCAAAUAUGACUUCUUUAAAUAUCUUACCACCGGAUAAACUUUCUAGGGUGAGUGAGUAUAUUCCUGAAACCAUAGCUUACAUAGAAACAAUAAUAAAAAAUGGUUAUGCUUAUGAAUCUAAUGGUUCAGUAUAUUUUGAUGUUGCCGCAUUUGAUUCUAAACCUAUUCACCAUUAUGCUAAGUUAGUUCCAGAAGCAUAUGGAGAUUCAAAAUCACUUCAAGAUGGAGAGGGUGAUUUAACAACUAGUGCAGUUAAUGAAAAACGUUCUCCAAACGAUUUUGCGCUUUGGAAAAAAUCAAAAAAAGGUGAACCGUGGUGGGACUCUUCUUGGGGAAAAGGGAGACCUGGCUGGCAUAUUGAAUGCUCUGUUAUGGCUUCCUGUAUAUUAGGCCAAACAUUAGAUAUUCAUACCGGUGGCAUUGAUCUAAAAUUUCCACAUCACGAUAAUGAAAUUGCUCAAGCUGAAGCCUAUUAUAACAAUGAAGAAUGGGUUCGGUACUUUUUGCAUUCGGGUCAUUUAACAAUUUCUGGAUGUAAAAUGUCAAAGUCUCUGAAAAACUUUAUUACUAUUGAAGAUGCUCUCAAAAAUAAUACAUCAAGACAAUUGAGACUUGCCUUUUUGUUACAUUCAUGGAAGGACACUUUAGAUUAUAGCGAAAGCACUAUGGAGUCAGCGAUGGCUUGUGAAAAACUUCUCAAUGAAUUCUUUUUAAAUGUAAAAAAUGUAACUAGAAGAAAUGAUGUUGAUAAAUUAGCUAUUGGAUAUUCCAAGUGGUUAGCUUCUGAAAUAGAAUUGAGCAAGAAGUUUAGUUUAUGUAAAUUAAAUGUUCAUGCAGCGUUGUGUGAUAAUAUUGACACAAAGGCAGUAUUAGAAGCAAUCAGAGAAUGUAUAUCAGCCUGUAAUGUAUAUUUAAGAGACUGCAAUUCUUCUGCUAUAAAUCAUACCUUACUGUUGGACAUAGCUAAGUACAUCACAGAGAUAUUGAAAGUAUUUGGCAUUAAAACAGCUGAUGAAAUUGGAUUCCCAGUAAGCGAAGGGAAUUCUUCAAACGAUGUUGAAACUAUUGUCACUCCAUACCUGAAUAUUUUAUCAGAUUUUCGUGACUCUGUUCGUGCUAUUGCUCGUUCAAUAGGUUCUAAAGAUAUACUAAUAUUGUGUGAUAAACUCAGAGAUGAAACCCUGCCUGAUAAUGGAGUUCGUUUAGAAGAUGCUGAUGGAAAACCUACUGCCAUUAAAUUUGUGGGACGAGAAGCAAUUUUACGUGAAAAAAAAGCAAAAGCUAAAGCAGAAGCAGAUAAACUUGCUGAAAAGGAAAAAAAGAAAAAAGAACAAGAUCAAGCACGGGCAAAAAAAGAAGAACUUAAAAAAAUACAUCCUAAGGAUUUGUUUAAAUUAGAAACUGACAAAUAUUCAGAAUUUGACGAAAACGGUCUACCAACCAUUGACAGUCAAGGUAACAAAAUUAGUAAAGGAUUGACCAAGAAGUUACAGAAAAUUCAAUCAACUCACGCAGCACAACACAAGGAGUAUUUAGAAAGUAUUGACAAAAUUUGA